UGAAAAAUAAAAAGGUUUAUUUCACCACUCGUUUCAAGACGCAGAGGAACAGCCGGACAGGGGAAUAGAAACGAUUGCGUAUCCACCUCCAGGUUGUAAUUCAUCAUCAAGGUAUUGCAUUGUAUUUGAACUUGCAAGGGGGAUUUAUCAAGUACGGAAAGGUACUUGUUUGAUUUUUGAGAUGAAGAUUUACAAGUUGAUUCAUGUUUAGAAGGGACUUGGUUGAUUUGAGGAUAAAGCAAGACUUGGCUUUCAAACUGCUUUACAAGUCCUAGAAUUUGGGAUGUAUGGUCAAGGAAAUUAUGGUCCUCAGUAUGGGCAAGGUCCUCCUCGGGCACCAAUGCCACCGUUCCAACAACGCCCGCCUGGGCCUCCUCCUCCUUUCCAACAAGGACCUCCUCCAGCUGCACCCCCUCAUGCCAGUGCGCCAGGUGUUCCCAUGUACCAGUCCGGUCCACCUGCCCCAGUUCAGCAAUCUUACAUGCCUCCACCUCCACCUCCACCUCCCCUAGUCCAUGGAAGUGCCCCAGUGGCACAUUCAUACCCAGCUGCUCAACAAAACUCUCAAUAUCCCUCACAUUUAGGGACCCAGAAUGCCCAUCACAUGCCACCGCCGCCGGCGUUGCUGCCUGCCCCACCUUUUGGGCAAAUGCGCCCAGAAGUGUUAAGGCCUCCACCACCUCCUAGUGUGCUACCACCUCCCCCUUCACAAGGACAAACGAUGUACAGGGCGCCUGUUCCUCCAUUGCCUGGUGGUGGUGUGCAGGGUCUUCAGCAUAUCAUGCCGCCUGGCCCUCCACCAAAUUCUAACUUCUUCAGUUCUGUUCCAUUUGGAUCUUUUGCACACCCAAUUCCUGGAGAUGCACACAUGCCUCCUUCCAUGGCUCUGCUGCCUCCACCUCCACCACCUCCACCACCUCCACCUUCUUCUCCACCACCCAUUCCACCUUCUCCACCGCCACCCACCUCUCCUCUGCCCCCUGUGACUUCUAUGGCCCACCAUUGUGAUUCUGCUUUCAGUUACAAUAGACUAUCUGGCCCUGAAGUCAUCCUGAAUCAGAGCAAAGAUGAUGGGCCUAUGCGUGAUGACAGUUCAAACUGGGAAGGUGGAACUGGCCAUGGGGCUAGCUCCUCCGAAAAGAGUGUGAUGGUGGAUCCUCCUCCUCCACCACCUAAGCCAACGGAUGAAAGAAUUCUACAAAAGAUUGAGGUUUUAUGCCAGUUUAUUGCUAAAAAUGGUCCUGAUUUUGAAGAUAAGGCUCGGAAGAAUGAAUCUGGGAAUCCGGAGUUUGCAUUUUUGUUUGGUGGUGAGCCAGGAAGUGAAGCUGCAAUUGCACAUGACUAUUUUCUGUGGAUGAAGAAGAAACGUGCGCUGGCAGUUAAAGCACAUGAACGGCACAAACAAAGAGAUUCACCAUUAAGGCCUUUGGAAGUGGAGUCUUCAGUGCAGCCUAAUUUAUUGAUGGAUCCAGAUGCAUCGCAUUCAGCUGCUGAUUCUGACAUGGAGAUGGAAGAUGAUAUGAGCCAACCUACAAAAGAUGAGGGGAUUUAUCACUCGUUUGAAGGCCAAACCCAUGAGAACAAUGAACUCCAUAUGACACAGCAGUUGGAUGCACCGCAAGUUUCAGCUGAACACAUUCUACAAAAGAAUGCUCCUGUUGGAAAUAUAUCAAGCUCUGGCUCCUUGGGAUUGAGUGGACCAGGAACAGGUCAUGAUUACUCAGCCUUUGGAAUGUCAAUUUCCAAAGUUCACUGCUCAGUCACAAAUUCAGUGGGAGCUCCUGAAUGCCAUUUGGACAGUGACUUCGAGAAAUCUGCUACUCCCCUCAUUGAUGAUUUAAUUCCAUCCAGUGCCUCAGCAGCUGCUUCAGGCAUUGGUUUUGAAAAGUUUCCUGGUCAAAUUAUCAAAGGUGCAAGCCCAUUCAGACUUCUACAAGACUAUGCUUCUGACGACAGUACAGAAAAUGGUGAUGUGCCAUGUGCUGAAGAUGUUAUCCCUGUAACUGCGUCACCAUCAGUCACAGCUGAUACUGGUUUGCAUAGAGAUAUUAAAUAUAAUCUGGACUCUGGUCUAGGAUCUGAGCGCUCUUGCAGGACUGAGAGGAGUUUUGAGCCAUCCUCUGAACCUGAAUCACCAGUGGAUGUAAAAGAAGUUAAAACAUCUAUUGCUACCAGAACCACUGAUGAAAAUGUUUUGAUUCAUGAAAAUGAGGCGCCUAUUUCCCAUGGUGCUUCUGACAGGGAUGGCCAUGAAAAAGGUGCUGGUGGUGGUGUUGAUAUUGUUCCUGAGAGUGGGAAGUCUCAGAAGGAAAUGCCUCCACUGAAAAUCGAUGAGUUUGGGCGGUUGGUCAAAGAAGGUGCUAGUGACAGUGAUUCUGAUGAUUCACGCUAUGCUAGGAAACGUGGUAAAAGAGGGAGAAGUAGGAGCCGUAGCCGAUCUCCUCCAGAUAGGAGGAGGAGGAGGAGUCCACUGAGGAGAAAGGAGAGGCGAAGCAGAUCUCGCAGUUGGUCUCCUAAGAAGCGAAGAAGCAGGAGCAAGUCCCCUGCUUUUAGGCGUCUUGGUGAGUAUGGUGGGGACAAGAUGAAACGGGACAAGGGUCAGAUGCCGACCUGCUUUGACUUUGUUCGAGGCAGGUGCUACCGUGGAGCAUCAUGUCGAUAUCUGCACCAGGACAGUAGCAAUCGUGAUGGAUCAAGGCUCCAUAAGGAUAAAGAACAGUAUCCUGAAGAUCCACCCAAUUCAAAUAAUAUUAAUUUAUGUGAGGGGAAUAAGAAUAUCCCAGUAAAAAUAUCAGCUCAGGAGCAUGAUGAAAACAAGACCCAACCAGUUCAAUUCUCUCAGGAUGCAACUGAUGGCAGCUUUCAUGCUCCAAAAGAUGGGGAUGUUAAUGACAAAAGAGAGGAAAAUUCUGCCAGGGAUUCCAUGCAAGCUGUUGCUUCAGAUCAACAUGGUAAAUCUGGGAGUUGUGGAGAUGCAGCUGUUCAUGUGCUGGAAGUGCAAGAAGUUCAAGAAGGGCCUGCAAAGGCUGCCACUCAUGUUCUUGAUGAUGAGAAUUUUCAGGCACCAGAGGAGACCCAUCAGCCAUUUUCAGUUGACUGUUUUCCCUCUCAACCUGUAACUGAUGCCGAUAACCUGAAGUUAGCUGGUGAUACUCCUCAAGGCACACUUUUUUCCUCUGAAAGUAAAGCAAUUCAGCAAUCUCAAGCCAAUCUUUCCAUUCAUGCUCUUCAAAAUGCGGCUCAUGAGUCUCAUCAUGUAGAUGGCUCUUCCUUGUCUGGUUCUUCACCCGAUCAAAUGCCUACAACUUUCUCAAAUAAGCUUCCUUCAAGUGAACCUUAUGCAAAGAAGAUCUCUUCCAAUCCUUUGCACCCUGGAGCAAGUUCUACAAGCCAAUCGGUCUCAGCUGAAGGUUUUUCAUCUCAAUCUUUGGCACCUAAGGAGUUAUCGUCACCUGGUUCCUCUGCUGUAGAUUUCCCACAUCAUCCUUCCCAGUUGCCUCCUCCGCCUCCAUUUAUGCAAGGGGUAAAUGCCCCACAUUUGCCACAGCCUCCAAGGGAUUACAACUUGCUGCCACAAACCACAAACUUUCCAUUUCAAUCUGCCUCAGGCGAAAGUUUUUCAACGUAUCAAGCUUCACUAUCCAAUCAACAGUCUCAUUUCUCUAUAACACCAAAUUCCUCUUGGACUUCCAUGCUGCCACCACCACCUCCAGUGUCACAUUUUAAUGAUUCUGCUGUAAAUGCAGUGACUGUCACUGCUGGUGUCCCAUUGCAAUAUCAGCAGACUCAUCUGCCUCCAAGGAAUGAAUUUAUUUCUCAGAGUUUUGCAACUUCCCAUCCGACUAAAUUGCCCACUCAUUCUCAGCCGGGUGAGUUUCAGCACCGUGCCUACCCUCCUAUGCAGGAGCCACAUCUACCUCCUUUGCAGAUGGAACCAAAGUCUCUUCAUUUGGGCAACCCAUCAAGCCAACAAUUUGGAGGCCCUAGUCUUGUGAGGGAAGAUCGCUUUUCUCAGUUUCCAGUGCAGGGUUUAAUUCCUUCAAGUUCCUUUGCUCAGGGCAGCAUGUAUCCUCAACCUAUAUCUUAUUUGAGGGGAUCACCAGCGAAUAAAGUGCAACCUUUCCCUGUUGAGGAUGUUCCUCCAGGUGAAAUUCUUAAGUCAUCUUCUCAGAUUCAUACUUUCUCACAGCAGAAGCAACCACCAUAUGAUCUGUCACACUCUACAUCUGAUGCUUUUUCUGUACAUCUGGGUGUGCCUGGCAAGAUCAGUUCUUCUAUGUCAAGAUACCCAUCAGAUCUCCUGGACAGGAAUCAGUCAUCUCGUUUGUCAGACUUUGGCGGAUCACGAAUUUCAGCACACUAUAAUCCUUAUGCAUCUACUUUUGAGCAGCCACUUAGCUCCAAAUUCAGUUCUAAUGUUUUCAGACAAGAGAAGGACACGCCUUAUAGCAAUAAAUAUGAUAUGCCAUUCAGCUUGAGCCAUGUUCCAGCUGAUGAGCCUGGUGUUGGUAGUCUUGCAUCAAGACAGACAAUCUCCUCGCCUAAUUCUGCCACUGCUGGUCGACAGGUUUUGUCUAGGUCAGGAGGUGACCAAUAUGAUCCACUUUUUGACAGCAUUGAGCCAUCUUCAAACUCAUUUAGAAAAUUUGAUCACGUUCAAAAGCUGGAACCUACCAUUGACUCUGACAUCAUGUUAAGACUUGGUGACUCACAUAAGCCAUUGGAUGUGGAAGAAAACAAUAAGCACAAAGAGGUUGAAGCAGUUGCUGUAACUACAUCUCUUGAAAAUGAUGAAUAUGGUGAAACUGCUGAUGCAGAGGUAGGGGCUGUUGAGAAUGAUAGCCCAAGUAGUCCGAUUGACAUAGCAAACACAGCUGCAGGAGAGAUUGAGAUUGAUCAGAUUAAGUCGCCAGGGAAGAGCAAGAAAAGGAAGGACUCCAGAUCAAUGAAGCUUUUCAAAGUUGCCCUUGCAGACUUUGUGAAAGAGGUGCUAAAGCCAUCAUGGCGACAGGGUAAUAUGAGCAAAGAGGCAUUCAAGACCAUUGUCAAAAAGACAGUUGAUAAGGUAUCUGGAGCUAUGAAGAGCCACCAGAUACCAAAGUCUCAAGCAAAGAUAAAUCACUACAUUGAUUCAUCUCAGCGGAAACUGACAAAACUUGUGAUGGGGUAUGUUGACAAGUAUGUCAAAGCAUGAAAGUUCAGAUUACAAUUGAUUCCAGCCUGCAGCAGUAGAAGAUUUUAAUUAAACUUAGUGUGAUGGUGGGGGGAAGGAUUUGAUUCAGAUGGCACCGGGAAGAGUGCCAGUAGUUGGUUUGUAAAGUCCAUGCCUGCUGUUCCAAGGAAGAUGUUAAAGCCCCUGGAAAGAUGAAUUUAAUGGCAGAUUAUUAGAAUUACAACCUCAGAAAAGUUCUGAGGGAGCUUCAAAACGUGUAUGUAAAAUGCACUCCUUCAAAUUCAGUUACUACUUCUUUUACUUAUAUUAAUCAGCGGUUCCUUCCAACCAAUAACAUAAGCUGUUUGUAAAUUUUGUGAUCCAAAUUUUAUUCUCAGUAGAUACUUGAUUCUUCAUAGAUUUCAAAGUA
This is a messenger RNA of Vitis riparia (riverbank grape), 5582 nucleotides long. RefSeq lists its product as uncharacterized. Gene Ontology annotation, biological process: RNA processing. The transcript is spliced from 8 exons. Lineage: Eukaryota; Viridiplantae; Streptophyta; Magnoliopsida; Vitales; Vitaceae. The record is from RefSeq and is a predicted model, not a curated record. Gene Ontology annotation, molecular function: metal ion binding; RNA binding. The coding region runs from base 284 to 5194 and encodes 1636 amino acids.